AUGUUUUCCAGAGGUGCUAUUCGUCUCCUACCUACAAGAAAUAAGUCACUCUUUAACUUGCUCAUUUAUGGUGUUAGAAAUUAUUCAAGUUUCCUUAAAGAUGCUAGGUUUCAUAAUCCCUGCGUUUUAACUAGAAGGUCUUUUCACACCACCGGCCGACUAAAGGUAGCCAAGUUAUUAUCCCUCGAUGAAAUGUUCUCGAGGAGGUCCCUUUUGGACUACCUGAAAAAGAUGGACUUGGAGUACAGCGACUGUUUGACAGUGGUCAACAGCGAUGACCAGAGCAGAGAGGAAGAGCUGAGGGCCAAAAGAACCAAAUUGUCCCUGCUGGCACCCCUUAUCCAGACCAUCAGGGAGCUGGAUGUCAAGCAGAAGGAGAUGAUUGAGACUGAGGCACUUCUAAAGGAUGAAGAUUUGCGAGAACUGGCCGAGCAGGAGAGGGAAGCCUUGAAUCGAGCCAUUGAGGACCUGAGGCGGAAGAUAUUAGAUCUACUGAUCACAGAGGAGGAGGACGAUUUGAGCGAACUCGUGCUGGAAGUGACGGCAGGAGUCGGCGGGCAGGAAGCCAUGCUGUUCACCGCAGAGCUGUUCGACAUGUACGAGGGCUUCGCUCAGCACAACGGCUGGUCCUUUGACGUCCUGGAACACAUGAACAGUGACUUAGGCGGGCUGCGUCAUGCCUCGGCGAGCAUCAGCGGCCAUCACAGUUACAAGAGGAUGAAGUUCGAAGGCGGCGUUCACCGUGUCCAGCGUGUCCCCAAGACGGAAAAGCAGGGCCGCAUGCACACGAGCACCAUGACUGUGGCCGUGUUGCCUCAACCCACUGAGAUCUCCUUCACGAUCAACCCGAAGGACCUGAGGAUCGAAACCAAGCGGGCCAGCGGCGCUGGGGGUCAACACGUCAACACCACGGACAGCGCCGUCAGAAUAGUGCACCUGCCCACUGGUGUUGUGGCAGAAUGUCAGCAGGAGCGGUCUCAACUAAAGAACAAGGAGAAGGCCAUGAAAGCACUGCGAGCCAAACUCUAUGGCAUGAAGCUCGAAGAGGAGACUAGCAAGCGCUAUAAUCAGCGCAAAGUACAGAUUGGUACCAAAGGCCGAUCCGAGAAGAUCCGCACGUACAACUUCGCCCAAGAUCGCAUCACCGACCACCGGAUCGGUUUGACGCUGUAUGACGUCAAGACGUUCCUGCUCGGCGAAGAUCUGUUGGAUGAGAUGAACUCCUCAUUGCAGGAGUUCUCCUACCAGGAGGAGCUCAUGGAACUUCUGGGGGAAAAUGACGACAAUAAAGGAUGA
Messenger RNA from Nerophis lumbriciformis (worm pipefish), 1296 nucleotides. The record is from RefSeq and is a predicted model, not a curated record. NCBI's taxonomy places the organism in Eukaryota, Metazoa, Chordata, Actinopteri, Syngnathiformes, Syngnathidae.